AUGGCAGAGAAGCAUCAGCAAGUUUUUCCCUUGGCCCCAGCAAAUGGGCACUCGAGAAGUGAUACAGAGUCAGGAAGUUCAGACGCCAAGGAGCUAAAACGCAAGAAGAGGAUCAAAUUGGCAAUCUACAUAGCCAUUUUUGUAGUGUUUCAAUGCAUUGUUUUGGGAGUUUUUGGAGGUGUUAUAAUGAGAGCAAAAACUCCCAAGCUUAGGAUAAACAAUAUCGAUAUCGUAACUUUGAACAAAGCUAAUAAUGUUGGGUCAUCAUCACCACCUUCAUUUGACAUGAAAUUUAGUGCCCAAAUGAAAGUUAAGAACUCCAACUUCGGCCCUUACAAGUUCGACGACACAACCGUCUUCUUCACCUACGCCGGCACCGCCGUGGGACAGGUCACCAUUCCCAAGGGCAAGGCUGGUUUUAAGUCCAACAAAAAGAUCAACUUGGAUGUGGAUUUGAGCUCAGCCAAGUUGUCGAACACUGCUGAGCUCAGCAGGGACUUGGCCGCCGGGACUUUGACUCUUCAGGGUAAGGCGACGAUGACCGGGAAAAUUGAGCUCAUGUUCAUCAUGAAGAAGAAGAAGUCAACCAAUAUGGACUGCACCAUUGUUAUUGAUGUCAAUCAAAACAAGCUCCAAUCUUUGAAUUGCAAGUGA
Humulus lupulus (European hop) is the source of this 654-nucleotide messenger RNA. RefSeq names its product late embryogenesis abundant protein At1g64065-like. The coding region runs from base 1 to 654 and encodes 217 amino acids. Lineage: Eukaryota; Viridiplantae; Streptophyta; Magnoliopsida; Rosales; Cannabaceae. The record is from RefSeq and is a predicted model, not a curated record. The transcript has a single exon.